This is a messenger RNA of Aspergillus costaricaensis CBS 115574, 1360 nucleotides long. RefSeq names its product putative adenosine deaminase. The record is from RefSeq and is a predicted model, not a curated record. Bases 99 to 1169 code for a protein of 356 amino acids. NCBI's taxonomy places the organism in Eukaryota, Fungi, Ascomycota, Eurotiomycetes, Eurotiales, Aspergillaceae. Gene Ontology annotation, biological process: inosine biosynthetic process; adenosine catabolic process. Gene Ontology annotation, molecular function: adenosine deaminase activity. The transcript has 4 exons.
CCAUCAAUCAGAUUCAACAAGAUAGACGGACAGCCACUUAGUCACAUAGAUCUACAUCCUCAAGUCCGUGUACAAUAGACACCUGACCAAGAUCGACUAUGGACCUUUCGAAAGCGGUCGAUCGUGCCUUCACCCAAUCCCUCCCUAAGAUCGAGCUCCAUGCCCACCUCAGCGGCAGUAUCAGCCGCCAAUGUCUCCAUGAGAUCUGGCUCAAGAAGAAGGCCCAGGACCCUGACAUCAACAUAGAAGAUCCAUGGAUAACCAUGCCGCCUGGGAAGGUUGAUUAUUCCCUGCAAACAUUUUUCCAGUCCUUCAACAAAUCAAUCUACAAUCUGGUCAAUGAUCUUGCCAGCCUCACCUACGCCACCCAUUCCGUGCUAACCGACUUCCAAAACGACGGCGUAACUUACCUUGAACUCCGCACCAUUCCCCGUGCAUCCCCCUCCUCCUCCUUCACCCGGGAGGAAUACCUUACUACCGUCCUUGAAGCAAUAUCGGAUUUUCAGGCCAACCAAUCCCCCACUUCCCCAAAGAUGUCUGUAUAUCUGAUUCUAGCUUUGGACAGGGGCCAUCACACUACUGCUGAGGCCCUGGAAAUUGUAGACUUGGCACUAGCCCACCGCGCCCGCGGCAUCGUGGGCAUCGAUGUCUGCGGGAACCCAACCAAGGGUGAUGUUUCAGUGCUGCGGGAGGCGUUUGCGAAAGCCAAAGCUAACGGACUAGGCGUGACUGUGCAUUUCGCCGAAAUGAGGGAGGCGGCAACUCCUGGAGAAUUGGAGACACUCUUGGACUUUCAGCCGGACCGGCUGGGCCAUGUGAUUCAUGUGCCUGAAGAGCUGAAACGGGAGAUUGCAAGGAGGCAGUUGGGACUUGAAUUGUGUAUGUCGUGUAAUGUGCACGCAAAAAUGUUUGAUGGUGGCUUUUUGGAUCAUCAUUUCGGGUAUUGGAGACAUCAGAAUUGCCCGAUUGUGCUUUGCACCGACGAUGUAGGGUUUUUCUGCAGUCCCGUAUCGAAUGAGUAUUUGUUAGCUGCAGAGCACUUUCAGCUCACGCGGACCGAUGUGCUGGGCAUCUGCAGAAAAUCCUACGAUGCGAUCUUCGGAGGCGAAAAGGAGAAAGACCGUCUUCAACGCCUACUAUCUGACUUCGAGGCACAUUACAGCACAUAGCCGCUGAUCGGAAUUAUUAUUCUUCAUUCAUGUACACAAAGCUUCCUUGGAAAAGGGAGUAUACCAGCAAGAAACAAUAUACAGAUAUAAGCAAGUCCACCCUCAUCAUCAGCUCUGCCAUCUGAACUUGCCUUCCUUUAGCGUCUUGACCACUCCCAGGGGCAUAGACUCCCUAUUCACAGCUGCUAAAU